Messenger RNA from Procambarus clarkii (red swamp crayfish), 2505 nucleotides. The record is from RefSeq and is a predicted model, not a curated record. Lineage: Eukaryota; Metazoa; Arthropoda; Malacostraca; Decapoda; Cambaridae.
AUGUGGACGCUCUAUAUCACGCAGCAACAGGUGUGUGGAGCCACAACCAGUCAGGUGUGGACGCUCUAUAUCACGCAGCAACAGGUGUGUGGAGCCACAACCAGUCAGGUGUGGAGGCUCUAUAUCACGCAGCAACAGGUGUGUGGCACACAACCAGUCAGGUGUGGAGGCUCUAUAUCACGCAGCAACAGGUGUGUGGCACACAACCAGUCAGGUGUGGAGGCUCUAUAUCACGCAGCAACAGGUGUGUGGCACACAACCAGUCAGGUGUGGAGGCUCUAUAUCACGCAGCAACAGGUGUGUGGAGCCACAACCAGUCAGAUGUGGACGCUCUAUAUCACGCAGCAACAGGUGUGUGGAGCCACAACCAGUCAGGUGUGGACGCUCUAUAUCACGCAGCAACAGGUGUGUGGAGCCACAACCAGUCAGGUGUGGAGGCUCUAUAUCACGCAGCAACAGGAGACACUCACCAACAACGAGAGAGUGCAGGACACACUCACCAACAACGAGAGAGUGCAGGACACACUCACUAACAACGAGAGAGUGCAGGACACACUCACCAACAACGAGAGAGUGCAGGACACACUCACCAACAACGAGAGAGUGCAGGACACACUCACCAACAACGAGAGAGUGCAGGACACACUCACCAACAACGAGAGAGUGCAGGAGACACUCACCAACAACGAGAGAGUGCAGGACACACUCACCAACAACGAGAGAGUGCAGGACACACUCACCAACAACGAGAGAGUGCAGGAGACACUCACCAACAACGAGAGAGUGCAGGACACACUCACCAACAACGAGAGAGUGCAGGACACACUCACCAACAACGUGAGAGUGCAGGACACACUCACCAACAACGAGAGAGUGCAGGACACACUCACCAACAACGUGAGAGUGCUGGAGACACUCACCAACAACGAGAGAGUGCAGGACACACUCACCAACAACGAGAGAGUGCAGGAGACACUCACCAACAACGAGAGAGUGCAGGACACACUCACCAACAACGAGAGAGUGCAGGACACACUCACCAACAACGAGAGAGUGCAGGACACACUCACCAACAACGAGAGAGUGCAGGACACACUCACCAACAACGUGAGAGUGCUGGAGACACUCACCAACAACGAGAGAGUGCAGGACACACUCACCAACAACGAGAGAGUGCAGGAGACACUCACCAACAACGAGAGAGUGCAGGAGACACUCACCAACAACGAGAGAGUGCAGGACACACUCACCAACAACGAGAGAGUGCAGGACACACUCACCAACAACGAGAGAGUGCAGGACACACUCACCAACAACGAGAGAGUGCAGGACACACUCACCAACAACGAGAGAGUGCAGGACACACUCACUAACAACGAGAACGUCCGGAGGGAGUUGUCCCGGCUUCCUGAAGCCUUCCACGAGAGGCCCUCCACGAGAGGCCCUCCACAAGAGGCCCUCCACACGUGGUCCUCCACAAAAGGCCCUCAACACGUAAUCCUCCACACGUGGUCCUCCACACGUGGUCCUCCACACGUGGUCCUCCACAAAAGGCCCUCCACACGUGGUCCUCCACAAGAGGCCCUCCACACGUGGUCCUCCACACGUGGUCCUCCACACGUGGUCCUCCACAAAAGGCCCUCAACACGUAAUCCUCCACACGUGGUCCUCCACACGUGGUCCUCCACAAAAGGCCCUCAACACGUAAUCCUCCACACGUGGUCCUCCACACGUGGUCCUCCACAAAAGGCCCUCCACACGUGGUCCUCCACACGUGGUCCUCCACACGUGGUCCUCCAGAAAAGGCCCUCAACACGUAAUCCUCCACACGUGGUCCUCCACAAGAGGCCCUCCACACGUGGUCCUCCACAAGAGGCCCUCCACACGUGGUCCUCCACAAGAGGCCCUCCACACGUGGUCCUCCACACGUGGUCCUCCACACGUGGUCCUCCACAAGAGGCCCUCCACACGUGGUCCUCCACAAGAGGCCCUCCACACGUGGUCCUCCACAAGAGGCCCUCCACACGUGGUCCUCCACAAGAGGCCCUCCACACGUGGUCCUCCACAAGAUGCCCUCCACACGUGGUCCUCCACAAGAUGCCCUCCACACGUGGUCCUCCACACGUGGUCCUCCACACGUGGUCCUCCACAAGAGGCCCUCCACACGUGGUCCUCCACAAGAGGCCCUCCACACGUGGUCCUCCACAAGAGGCCCUCCACACGUGGUCCUCCACACGUGGUCCUCCACACGUGGUCCUCCACAAGAGGCCCUCCACACGUGGUCCUCCACACGUGGUCCUCCACAAGAGGCCCUCCACACGUGGUCCUCCACAAGAGGCCCUCCACACGUGGUCCUCCACACGUGGUCCUCCACACGUGGUCCUCCACAAGAGGCCCUCCACACGUGGUCCUCCACAAGAGGCCCUCCACACGUGGUCCUCCACAAGAGGCCCUCCACACGUGGUCCUCCACAAGAGGCCCUUCCGACGCACGUCGUCCCCUUGA